GUGAGCGGGCGGACGCUGCUCUGUUACGAGGAGGAGCAGUCCCCCGGUCUGUCAGCGGGCACUUCCAAUGGUACUGCCCCGGCAGUCAUCGAGGAGCGACCGCGCCUGAGUGUGGGGGACUGACGGGGAGCUGGACGACCACAACCAACAAUAAUAAAAUAAAAUAAAAGGUGUCCCUGAAGGCCGCAGCAGUUGCAGUGACAUGGGCAGAAAAAGUAAUUACACACCCUGCAGAGCUAACACAGGAGCCUCUCCUGAACUGCGGAGCAGAAAAUGACUCCUGGAAAUGGAAUCGGAGAGAUGGGAGAUGGUUGCCUCCACCCGGAGGCCUCUGGAGACCUCGAGGAGGCCGACAGUAUGGAGAAAGUUCAAGGGGCCAACGACUGUGACUCUGAGGAGCGGGGCCAGCGAAGUGAACGCAGAGACUCCGUGGCUGUGACAGGAGCAGUCAUAGCUCCAGAUGGCGGUUGGGGCUGGGUGGUGCUGGCUGCCACCAUCAUAGUCCUGGCUUUGACCCUGGCCUUCCCCUCCUGUGUGGGAAUCUUCUACAUUGACCUGCAGAAUGAGUUCCACGCCACCAACAGUGAGACCUCCUGGGUGCCCUCCAUCAUGACAUCAGUGCUUCAUGCAGGAGGUCCCUUUUGUAGCGUGUUGGUGGGGAGACUUGGUUGCCGAGCGACAGUCAUGUUGGGUGGUGUCCUGAGUGGGCUCGGAAUGGCUGCCAGCUCAUUUACCCAGUCCAUCUCACAGCUCUACGUCACAGCCGGGGUUAUUACAGGACUUGGUUUCUGUUUCAGCUUCCAGCCAGCGGUGACGAUCCUCGGUCACUACUUUGUGCGUCGUCGUGCGUUUGCCAACGCGAUGUCCUCCACUGGCACGGCGCUGGGACUGUGCGUUCUACCUUUCCUGGGUAACUACCUCCACACAGAGCUGGGCUGGAGGGGCAGCUUCCUUGUGUUGGGGGCCGUCCUGCUGAACUGCUGUGUGUGCGGAGCAGUGAUGAGGCCCCUGCUGCCCCCCUGGCAUCGAGGCCAGCCGCUGAUGAACCACGGACCCCCUCCGCCUGAGGAGGAAAAUGUGACAAAGGAAAAAGGGAGGAUGAGUAGGAUAUGGAACUUCGUUUUGACUUCUCUGAGAAAUCACAUGGCCUUUGAUCAGUUCUACCACAACUCACGUUACUGUGUGUACUCCAUCGGCAUCACCUGGAUGAUGCUCGGGUUUGUGGUGCCUUUGGUGUAUCUGGUUCCGUACGCCACAGCUAACGACAUGGAGCAGAGCCGCGCCGCGCUGCUGCUCUCCAUCCUGGGUAUGGUCAACAUCGUAGUGCGACCACCCUUCGGCAUAAUCUUCAGCAUGCCCUGGUUCAAAGGGCGACACAUUUACUUGUUUUCCUCUGCGUUGCUGGUCAACGGGCUCAGUAACAUUAUCUGCUGCAUCGGGCCCAGCUUCCCCGUGCUGCUUACUUAUGUAGUGAUCUACGGGCUGUCCAUGAGUGUGGUGGGCUCCCUGAUGUUCACCGUCCUCAUGGAUAUCGUGGAGAUGAGCUGCUUCCCCUCAGCUCUGGGCCUGCUCGCUAUCAUGGAGAGCAUCACGCUGCUCAUCGGGCCACCACUAGCAGGAGUGCUGAUCGACAGAACAGGCCAGUAUUUCCACGUCUUCUUUGCCUGCAGUGCCGUUGUUGCCUCCUCCGCUGUGUUCCUCUUUGUGUCAUUUUACUGGCUUGACAAAGAGGACAGGAAGUUGUCAAAGCAGGGUCAACCGUCCACUCCGCUCGAACCAGCCAGACCGGCUGUUGACUUAUCUCCUGGCUGUCAGUACAGCAGCGUGCCCACAGAGGGAGACAAAGACAAGGCGGUGUCUGACGAGUACAUCACCAGCCUCUGAACCUGCCCUCACCAUGUGUCAGCCUUUAACACAUGUCACACUGUAGCUCAGACAGCUUGGCAGAUUGUUUUCUAAUGUUUGCACCAGCUUGAUCAGUGCGCCAGAUGUUGCACUGUUUACUUUUCUGCCAUCUGGUGCACCAUUAAAGUCCAAACAAACACGAUGAAUAGUUAAUUUGCAGCGCUUGACCAAAGUUAGACACUUGAUUCUGCAUACCAAAAUGAACAGAUGUGCACCUAUAAUAACAAUGUGAUUGUACUAUUUAUUGCAAAAAUGCUGCUGAUCUAAUUAAUGUGAUCACACAAUCUUACUUUACAUGAGGUAUCUCACUUUAUCAAUCCAAGUUACGUUCAUAAUCCUUUGUUGAAGUGAUCACUUAAAAUGUUAGCUGGAGUGUUUACUGGUGUGUUAUUACAUGAUGAGCUUACAGACACAGAACGGGUCUGAUUAGCUGCUAUAAAACGAUACAGUACAACAAGCAAACUAAGUAUGUGUUUGUACGAGUAUGAAGUCGCUUAAUCAUCAAGUGUUAAAGGAUAAGUCUGGUGUUAUUACUCUAUAUUUUUCUUAUCUAUCUGGCCUCAAACAUGCCGUAUAUAAAAUGAUGAAAGUGUCAUUUGUAGUAUUUUGAUUAAUUAUUUAGGAAUUUGUGCCUUGAAAGCUCAAUAAAAACUUAUAUCGUAAAGGUCUUAAUACUCAACUCAGUGCCUCAACAUUAGGUAUCAAUCGCCCCCUUAAGGCCCUCAUAUAUUAUACUGGCACGAUGCCUGCUAGUGCAAGUUGAGCGCUUUGUUUCAAUUUCAAAGAUAAAGCAGCACAUGCCGCUUGUGCAAAACAGGUUACAAAUGCAUUAUUUGUUUUUUAUGGCCUCAGUAAUUUAGUAAAACGGCUGCACACCAAGUGUUACUCAAAAAAGAGGAAAUAGUGCAUUUUUUGGGCAUAUUUUUAUUAAUCUACAUUUGGGCCUCUAGUGAGUAUUUGUGGCAGCAGGACAGUGUGUGUGGGAUUAAUCAAAAUAAACUACAGUGUGUGUUCAUGGUAAUGAAAGAACAUGUCAGCCAGUGUAACAGUGAAGCACAUUGAUGUGUUUUUAACAGUUUAUGGACAACAAUGAAGCGCUAUGGCACAGAGGAAGAAGAUAUAUCAGGCUUUGAUACACAAACAGUACUUGUUAGUAGAUACAUUCACUGUUAGUUGUUUCAUGAUAAAAACUGUAGAAUAUCACCAGGAUGAUCCUUUAAUUAUCAGUAGCUAAAGACAUGUUACAGUAGGCCUUCGUCAGUCAGAACAGGAAAUGGAAAAUUAAAAUGAUUUGACAUCUUAAAUAUCUUUAAAGUAGGAAUAUGUAUUUUCUAUGUAUUGUGAAGGCAUUAAACACAGCAUGCUGAGCAUAACACCACAUCUGUUUGUCAUUCACCGUCACAUGUAGAAAAUAAAUAGAUGUACUGUAUAAGCAGGAAUUAAUCAUGUUUUUUUUAGUGUUUCACAUGUUUUUCAUUCCUUAAUGGAACAGUGCCUUUUUAUAGAGCCGGUGCAUUUACAACCAUAGGAUAAUAUGAAACCCUCUCAGGAGGUUGGAAGCAGAUGCUUUUAUGUUGUCAGUGGAAACUUCUCAUGAGAAAAAUUGUUUGUAAGACACUGUGGAGUUUUAUGACACUGUAACUGAGUUUACCUUCAGUCCCAAUCAGAGAUUGUAUGUGACGUUUCCUUUUGAUAAAGGAACAGUGAGACUGUUAUGUGUCAGAUGUGACUGAAAAUUAAAUACGAAUUUCAGGUAUGAGCUAUAUUGCAGUAAACAAAGGUUUAACCAGAGGCUUCUCUGCAAUGAGAGGAUGUAUUAGUACCUUUUCAAGGCCUGUCUUGCUCUGGUCUAGAUUAUAACUUCUACUAUAAAUUCUUUAAUUACACAUUAUGAUCAGGGGGGUGGAGAAUAAAUGUUUGAAUAUUAAA
Messenger RNA from Cottoperca gobio, 3834 nucleotides. RefSeq names its product solute carrier family 16 member 5a (gene slc16a5a). Lineage: Eukaryota; Metazoa; Chordata; Actinopteri; Perciformes; Bovichtidae. Gene Ontology annotation, biological process: transmembrane transport; monocarboxylic acid transport. Gene Ontology annotation, molecular function: monocarboxylic acid transmembrane transporter activity. The coding region runs from base 274 to 1884 and encodes 536 amino acids. The transcript has 5 exons. The record is from RefSeq and is a predicted model, not a curated record. Gene Ontology annotation, cellular component: basolateral plasma membrane.